Candidozyma duobushaemuli is the source of this 651-nucleotide messenger RNA. RefSeq lists its product as uncharacterized. Lineage: Eukaryota; Fungi; Ascomycota; Pichiomycetes; Serinales; Metschnikowiaceae. The coding region runs from base 1 to 651 and encodes 216 amino acids. The record is from RefSeq and is a predicted model, not a curated record. The transcript has a single exon.
AUGGCCGCUAGUCUUUCAGAAAUAUACCCAAAGCGGAAGUUGGAGUUGGAGGACAUCACAAACAGGCACAAGAAGGCAAAAGGCAAGGAGUACUUCCAACCCGUGCAAGAAAGGCUGCCUUCGCCUUCGUCGCCUUCCCUGUCCCUGCCCCACAAGCCCCGCCAGAAAUCCGUAUCGUUUGAGCUUUCCCGCAACGAGCAUUACGAAAACCUGCCUCUUUUGACCCCAAAGGAGGACGACUACGACUCCGAACCCCACGAGGAAGAGCCAGAGCCAGCAAAGCCCCAGCAGCUAGACAAGAACCCGGACUACGUGGCAUUGGCAGCCACGGCCGACAUGUUGGCAUCCACGAAAGCAAAAAUCGAAGACGACUUGACGGAACUCUCUGCCCUCAGAAAAGCCGCCAAGUUCGAGUCCAAGCUGGCCUUGGUCGACUUCUACGUGCGCCUCAUUUGUCCCGACGCCUCCUCCAGCUCUGAGUCCAAAUCCCACAGUAAAGCCUCCGAUUUGCCUCAGCAGCACCGCAUAGUAUCUGCCCCUUCUGUCAACUGGGCGAAAUACCACCCGGGCUUGCAAAACGCCUCGCUAUCUCACGACUGUACGAACGAUUACGAAAAAGUGUUCAAGGGGUUGCACAUGUUUCCCAACUGA